AACCAAGGACUUUAUAUAUAAUGUCCUUGACACAACUGACCAAGCUAGUACAACAGUCAGUAUGGCUAGAAUUUUCCAGACUUUAUGCGUUGUAGUUUUGGCCUUAGUCCCUCAUCAUGGGGGGCAGGCUAUAGCUAUAGGAUCCGGUGAUUUUACUCACCAUGAGGCUCUAGACGAGGAGGAUAAGUUUCACCUGUUCUGGAAGUUUGAUGAGGAGAAGAUUGAGUUCGAAGCUCACGUGCAGACGACAGGAUGGAUCGGGUUGGGUCUAUCCCCGAACGGAGGCAUGCCGGGAUCCGAUAUCGUCAUCGGCUGGGUUAAAGACGGGACUGCGCACCUAACGGACCGGUAUGCUGAAGCCAAGGCAGAGCCCACUGUGGACGAGAGUCAGGACUGGGACCUGGUGUCUGGGUACGAGAACGGGACUCACACCGUCCUGAGGUUCAACAGGAAGCUGACGACAUGUGACGAGAGGGAUCGUGUCAUUAACGAGGACACCAUGCGUGUGAUAUGGGCGUGGCAUGACGAGGACCCUGAAGACGAGUCUGGGGCGAGCGGCCCCACCUACCAUGGGCCCAACAAGGGGGCCAGGGCUACCCUUCUUCUGGAACAGAUCGUCCCGGACCAGACAACUUCAAUAGGAACAGCCUACACCGUUGAUCUCCUAAUGAACAAUGUCACAAUUCCUGGUAACCAAGACACGACGUACUGGUGCCAUGUGUUUGAGAUGCCUCAGCUGACCAGUAAACACCACGUUAUAAAGGCUGAACCAAUCGUCCAACCUGGUAACGAGGGUACGGUUCACCAUUUGCUGAUGUACACCUGUAAGAAGAACCCGAACAUGACCAUCAUGCCAGAGGGACAUCCGGGACAUGAAUGCUAUACUCCCAACAUGCCCAGCGACUGGAGGGAGUGUUAUGAGGGAAGCAUCCUUGUGGCAUGGGCCAUCGGCUCUGGGGAUGUUGUUUACCCCGAGCAUGUUGGUUACCCCAUCGGUGACGAAGACGACAGUGGUUACAUAAUGAUGGAGAUGCACUACGACAACCCUCUGUUGGUUUCAGGUAUCCAGGACAGUUCAGGCAUCAGACUGACGUACACGCCUGAGCUGAGAGACAAUGACCUGGGAACCUUAGAGGUGGGGGUGCUGGUGAACAAGUACCACGUCGUCCCUCCACGUGUCCCCGAGUUUACAUCAGCAGGAUUCUGCAACCCGCAGUGCUUGAACGCGUUCCUGGAGGAGCAGGGACAGCCUAUCCACAUCAUCGGUGUUAACCUCCACUCUCACCUGCUGGGGGUUAAGCUGAACGCCCGGCUGAUCCGGGACGGCGUGGAGACUGACAUCGUGCGGGACGACAACUACGACUUCAACCUGCAGUUCAUGCGGAUGUUGAAGGAGGAGCUCACAAUCUACCCCGGGGACAUUCUAAUUACAGAGUGCGUCUACGAUUCGUCACACAAAGACUCCAUUGUGUAUGGCGGUCUCGGUACACCACAAGAGAUGUGCGAGAGCUUUUUGCUGUACUACCCGAAGUUCAACCUGAGCAAAUGUGACAGUAUGGUAAACAUCGGCCACACUGUCGGCUACGCUGGAGUUCAAGAUUUUGAAUUUAACAAUCGUUUUGAUAUGGACAUCACGGCCCCUGCACACUUGGUCAACAUGUCCUAUGAGGAAGUGAUGGAGGCAGUGCCCUGGACGACUGAGAACGGACAGAUCUUCUCUGACUACCUGAUGAAUUCAACCUUCUACUCGACUUGUCAGGGCACCCACCAGUCUAAUGUCGAUACUGAUGCUCUGAUAGGGUGGAUCGACCCCUUUCCCCGCGGAGUCAAGCGGGCUACAGAAGACAUCUGCAGCCGGGGCUCUACACCAACCCCUGACCCUGUGGGCGGCUCCACAGCAUUACGGCCACGGUUCGCCGCAGUUUAUGCUUUCGCCACUUUCCUCUUGUCACUUGCAAUUAUGGGGUAAAACGCAAGGUGGCGUCCAUGAACGGCAACCGUCGAAUGGAAAGCCACCAGUGCCACAGGAGUAGAGUGAACAAUUGUUCAAAGAAAAUAAAGCAUUAUUUUGCAAAACUGA
Messenger RNA from Branchiostoma floridae (Florida lancelet), 2080 nucleotides. Its product is annotated as DBH-like monooxygenase protein 1 homolog. The record is from RefSeq and is a predicted model, not a curated record. Gene Ontology annotation, biological process: octopamine biosynthetic process; dopamine catabolic process; norepinephrine biosynthetic process. Lineage: Eukaryota; Metazoa; Chordata; Leptocardii; Amphioxiformes; Branchiostomatidae. Bases 62 to 1969 code for a protein of 635 amino acids. Gene Ontology annotation, cellular component: secretory granule membrane. The transcript is spliced from 12 exons. Gene Ontology annotation, molecular function: dopamine beta-monooxygenase activity; copper ion binding.